This is a messenger RNA of Sebastes umbrosus (honeycomb rockfish), 2780 nucleotides long. RefSeq names its product non-SMC condensin II complex, subunit H2 (gene ncaph2). Bases 203 to 2005 code for a protein of 600 amino acids. Gene Ontology annotation, molecular function: chromatin binding. The record is from RefSeq and is a predicted model, not a curated record. Gene Ontology annotation, cellular component: condensin complex; nucleus. Gene Ontology annotation, biological process: mitotic sister chromatid separation; meiotic chromosome condensation. The transcript is spliced from 20 exons. Lineage: Eukaryota; Metazoa; Chordata; Actinopteri; Perciformes; Sebastidae.
AGGUGGCGACCUCUGGUUUGUGUCCGCCGCCAACGAAGAAGAAGAAGAAUCAGAGCAGCGAAGAAGAAAGUUGCGCGGGUAGUUUGACUGUUGUGCUAAGUGCUAAUGCUAGCUAGCAGCAGAUCUGUCACUGCUGUUCUGCUUCAUCAACACGAGGAUCAGAGUACUUCCUGCCGUGUGAUUGGUUCACAGCGAGGUCGUCAUGGAGUCCACGGAGAGCAGAUACCCUCACCUGCUGCAGCCAAUCAGAGAGCUCACUAAGAACUGGGAGAUCGAUGUGGCCUCAGAGUUGAACGACUAUUUAGAGGAGCUGGAUGACAUGUGCAUCACAUUUGAUGGCGGGAAAAUCAGACUGAACUUUGCAGAGGCGGCACUGCUGAUCCAGGGCUCAGCCUGCAUCUACAGCAAGAAGGUGGAGCUGCUGCACAGUCUGGUUUACCAAACUCUGGAGUACAUCAACGACAGGAAUAAGAAAGGUAACAAAAAGACGGCAGCGUCUCAGGAGGACGGUGCAGACGGAGCGGAGAGCGACCACGACGCUGAUGAUGGGUUCACUUCGCUGGAUGUCGACGUCACAGAGAACUCAAAGAAGGACGACUCCAACACGAUUGUGAGUGUUGCUCCUCUUCCUCCUGAGUCUCUGAUUCCUCCUGAAACCACAGAGAAGCACAAACUCCCUCUGAUCAGUGUGAGCGGUGACGUCCUGUGCAGUCAGAAGGACUUCAGGAUCAACCUGUACGUCCCUGGAGACCAGGACCUGAUCCUCCUCACUCUGGGAUCAGCUGCUGCCAGGUUUCUGCUGGAUGGAGGUCCACAUCCUGUAGACUCUCUGCAUCACACCCAGAACCAGAACCAGAACCAGGAUGUUGAGGCUCCAGCUGAUGCUCCUCUGGCUGAUGUUGAAGAUGACGGAGGUGAAGCCGUAGAGGACUUCCUUCCUCUGGAGGACAACAACAUGGAGCUGGACCAGGACCCAGAGGAGCACGUGGACCGACACCAGGCUCCGAGGGAGGAGAGGAUGAUCAGAGAGAGGCGGCAGGUUGACGCCGACAAACUGGCGAGGACGGAGGACACGCCGCCGGCUGUGAACGUGUGGACGUUGAACGACCCGUAUGCUGUCCGCGGGGAGGAUAAACCCUUUAAAACAGGGAAAUGCUACAAGGUUCCUGACGGUCUGGACGACGGCGGGAAGAGGAAAAGAAAACGACCGUCUUCACUUCAGGACUUCAGGAGCUGGUUCAGAGGAACCUUUGAUCCUCCGGAGCACAAGUUAAAAAAUGGACCCACGUUGACAGAGCUGAACUACAUUUAUUUGAGCACCAUGAAGAACAAGCUGAAGAUUCAAAGGAGGAUCAACAGGAGAGCGGGUGUGGUGAUCUCUGAUGAAGAACUGAGGAGGACCUUCCUGCAGCUGGAGGAGGCGGGGCCACAGCAGCAGGGGGAGGAGCCUGUGGAGGGAUUCGGACCCCCUGACCUUCUGGGUGGAGACGACGACAACUCAGACAACGAACAUGAUGCGUUUCCUGACGACCUCCCAGCUGAGUUUGGUGGAGACGCUCAGAGAGACGAACUGAGUUAUGAAGAUCUGGUGAAGCUGCGUGUCGAGCAGCUGGUGGUGAACUGUCGUGGUUACACUCAGGAAACGGCUCUGUCCCGACGAGUUAAAGACUGGGAGGACAAGAUCCGACCUGAACUGGUGCUGCAGGAGGAGCGUUCCGUGUUUGACAUCCACGAUUACGGCGACCGGAUCGUCGGAGCGUUGAACGGCGUCGGCCAGCGAAGGUCUUUCUCCUCCAUCGUCUCCGGUUUGGACAACUUUGAAGCCUGUAAAUAUCUGCUGGCUUCACUGCAGCUGGCCAACGACUACACAGUGGAGGUGGACAGCGCUGCAGUUCUGGAGGACAGCAUUGGUGCUCUGGAGGACAGCGUGGACACGAUGGGACUGACGCUGCUCAGCACUCACAGAGCGACGGACAGAUUCAAAACUCUGCCGGCUUCAACCUGAAAACACAUCAGCUCAUUAUAACAUGAGAGUAAAGACGAUAUUCUGACUUCCUGUCUCUGUAAGGACGUUUCCUGACUGUCCAUUAUCUGUUUCCUUUGAUUCAGCCAGUAAUUGAAUCAUGUCUGUCUGCGUCUCUGAUGAUAAACAUGAUAAUGAGAAUUAUGUUGAGGUUUUUUGUCCCCCAACAAUUUUAUAAUAAAAACUGUGUUUGCUCUGAACCAAAGAAAAAACUGAAGGGAAAAUAAGGUUGUGGUUUUAUCAAAAACAUUUUCAGGAGGUUUUAAGUUUCACAAGGAAAAAAAGACUUAUGUUUGCUCCGAAGUUUUUCAGGUUUUUCUGUCUUUAAAUUAAAACUAAGGCUGUUAGCUUCAUUCAAAACAUUGACGUUCAAAUUAUAAAUCAACAUUUGAAAGUUUAUUACACAUGUAACAGUAAUGAGAAACACAAGAGUCAAUGUAAAGUAGCUGUGCUGUUGCCUGAUCUUCAAUUUGUUUAUUUUUCUAGUAAAAAAUAGAGAAAACUGAUACAUUACACCAGAUUCCAUUCAAAAUUCUAGCAAUUUAAGGUUCCCUCGAUUGUAGGCUGGUGUACAAAUCUGCUUAAAAUUAAAAACAAUUAAAAAAUCAGUUUAUUACUCUCCACUCUUGAGUUCUGCAUACAAUAAGAAAUCAACCCUGGUAUAUAAAGUAUGUAAUGUAAUAUCACAGGUAUAGGAAAUAACAGAUACAGAGGUCAUUGUAGUAACAGAACAAUACAAUAACAACGCAGUUACAUU